Molecule: messenger RNA, 2876 nt
Organism: Meira miltonrushii
Lineage: Eukaryota; Fungi; Basidiomycota; Exobasidiomycetes; Exobasidiales; Brachybasidiaceae
Product: spindle pole body interacting protein
Exons: 2
Coding region: 1-2751 (916 amino acids)
Biological process (GO): actin cortical patch localization
Cellular component (GO): plasma membrane
Source: RefSeq, a predicted model, not a curated record
AUGCAUGCACCUUCAUCUUCUUUGCCCACUGCCAGCACUUCAACAGCACAAACAUCAUUAGCACGAUCAUCUACGCCUGAUCGUGUUUCAUCCUCAGCACUUCCACGUACAGAAAGCUCCAAUUCCAGCAGAUCUUCUUCACCUCUUCAGCAUUGUUCAUUCUGUCUUUCCGCCGAAUUCGAUAUCGAUAAAGGAAGCACACUAUCACAUCAAUAUCCAGCACCUAGUGGUCAUGAUGAGCACAUGUUGGCUGAACUCAUGUUGCCAGAUGGUGUUCAUGCUCGCUCUGAAGAUUGGACUGUGUUCUUCCUACCCGAUCACGAUAUCACUGGAACAAGUGUUGGGAAAAGUCAUGCAGCUAAAGGCAGUAUAUCCAGCAAUGGCGGACAAAGUACGAAAUCCAAUAAAGGUAAAGACAGAGAGAAUCUCUACUAUGUCUUAAAUCUUGUUCGAACGAAACAUGACAACACAGUCAGACGUGGUGCUUUGGUCAAAGCCAUUGCAAUUGUCACUCGCCAUCCUUUCAUUCAAAUCUUCAAGCCUGCUCUCCUAUUGGCUCUCGAUGAGUAUUUCCGGCAACCAGGCGUGGAGGUGCUGGCGAAGCUUUUUGAUGCAUUGAACUCACUCAAUUUGAGCAAGAUGCCUUCUCUAUCGUACAAUGAGAAGAGGAUAUUACGAGCCUCCGAUCGGCGUGACUUGUUUGAGGAUCGAUUUGCGUCUUCUUCCCGCUCCGUUGCCAGUUUGAGGCCACUCAAUUCUACGCCAGGAAGGUCAGCAACACCGCUGAAUGCGAUGCACGGUAGUGCUUACGCAGACGAGAAUGAGAGAGGAAGAGCUGAAUCAUACGACACUGCUCCAGUAGCCCGUUUACGAUCCAGAAGCGGUAGUGGUAGUUCAACGCAUUCGAAUGAAGAUACCCUCAUGAAGAAACAUCAAUCACAAUCCGCUUUGCAGCAGGUUUUAAGCACGUCACGCUCUCCUAGUGCUUCAAUGGGUCAAGAGGGACAUGGUGGUCUAGGCGUGAAUACGAUCAGUAAAGCACACAUGCUAAGCAAGGUAAAAGACACGCAUGUUUGGGAGACCAGUGUUGCAUACGGGAAGAUUCAAGAGUUGCCCAUUCGUGUUCCAACUGAUGUAUUUGAUGAGGAAGUCGGGGAGUAUUCUUUGAUUCAUCUGAUCAACACAUUUGGCUCCAGUCAUCCUUCAGGACCCUUGCAUGGACAUCUGCAUUCCAAUGGACAUUCAACGCAUCCGAUCAUCUUGCUGUUUAAUGCGGUUGUGACAGGUAAGCGAGUCAUUUUCCUGGGGCACAAUUUACCUGCGAACCAAGUCGCCGGUCACGUUUUGUCAUUAUGUGCUUUAGCAAGUGGUUGUGGAGCAGGUUGGCGAGGUAUUGUGUCAAGGUGUUUCCCUUAUGCAAAUUUGGGAAUGAUUGAUGAAUUGGAACAGGUGCCGGGUUACAUUGCGGGAGUGACUAAUCCAAGAUUCGAAGACCUUCGUGCUUGGGAUGUUUUGUGUAAUGUAGAGAAUGGCAAGAUUACCAUACACAAGAGCAUCGAGCCUGCACCUCCAAUUCGACCUACCGCUCAGCCUUCUGAAACUUUCACAUCUGCCAGCUUUAGCUCAGGUAUCGGACCCGAUGGCGAAAUAAGGCUUACAAUGGCGCCUAGCGAGCCCGACGUUCCCCCUGGCAGUGGAAGUGGACAACAUCAUGAAAAGACAAAAGGUGGUGGACGGGAAAGAUCGGGAACUUCAGCAGCUUUCGAAUCACGACAAGAUGCGCCAGAUAAUAUCUUUAUGGAUGAAGUUGUACUUGCAAUCUCUGCGCGUUAUGGAGAAAGAUAUGUGCGCUCUCGUUUCAUCGAAUAUGCAGCCAACUUUGUACGCUCUACAGCUCGGCAUGAGGAGUAUUACUAUGGAUCGACAACCUUGGCACCACCUUGUCAACCGUUCUUGAAUGGUCAGCUGGGAAGUGGUGCCCUAUAUGCCGAUCGAGAGACAGAAUUGAAAGAUAUUCAGGUUAAUGCAAGCCGAAUAGAAGGAUGGAGAAAUACCAAUGCCUACUCUCAAUUGUUGGCAGAUGUAAUAGCGCAAAGUCAUUUUGGCAGUUUGGUCACAUUCGAUCUUGGUCAUCAAAUUGCGAGAUUGAGAAGGGCAAAAAAGAUGAACACAAGCGAGUACGAGCUUGUAUUCACUUCUCUUGCAAGAAAUAUUCGAACGCAAGAUCAAAUCAUUGAGCUUCUUGCCGCUUUGCCCAUUCAUCACGGUGGUCUUUUACCUAUCAGUAAUGGUCUAUUUCAUCCCUCUAGGCUCGUUCAAGCGUCAGCGCAUGAGCUUUUAAUCAGGAUUGCUACCAAUUCUGUUGGACGAAAGAUGAUGCAAAGUCUUAAUUUGUUCCAUCGAUUGGCGUUCGCACGUUAUUUGAGUGACAAUCACGAUGCAAGCGCUAAUGGGGCGACAUCUUAUUUCAAGCCGGCCAAUUCAGCAGUAGAGAAAGGUCCAUUCUUUGCAGGAGCAAGAGCUGGAACGCCAAGUUCUCUCACAUUUGAGGGACAAUCACCAACUUCUCAAAAGAUACCCACUCCGAAUAGUACGUUGCGAUUCAAUGGGAAUUCGGUACUCAAUUCAACACACGGUAAUGAUGGCUAUGGAGACACUCAGCAUUCGACAGACGUUCGAAGUAGACAUGCACCUUCUUCUUCCAUUGGCAUGCACAACGUGUCACAAAUCGAUACAAACAGUAGCGAUUGAAAUCAAUUAUUAUAAGAAAUGCUCAAUUUUACGUAGCUCACCCUUUUCGGUCAGGUAAAGAUCCUGUCAUGCACAUUCAUUGCCUGUAUAUUAGCAAGAAGAAAGAGAGAGAUUGUAGUCUAUGC